Molecule: messenger RNA, 477 nt
Organism: Fusarium poae
Lineage: Eukaryota; Fungi; Ascomycota; Sordariomycetes; Hypocreales; Nectriaceae
Exons: 1
Coding region: 1-477 (158 amino acids)
Source: RefSeq, a predicted model, not a curated record
AUGGAAGCAAGGAUCAGGCUUAGUAAGGCGCUAGAAUCUAUCCAAGAGACAGAAGAGCUCAUGGCACUGGCUCUGGUCGGAUUAUCCGAGAGGCAAGUUGCAUUCGCCAUCAUGCUCCAUGAUAUGCCAGCUGGAGUCCGUCUUCAUAUCCUCAAUAUUCUUCCGCGGUGUUCAUAUGAGGAGAUAAUGUGGUAUUUUUACUUCAUUGAGGAAAGUCGCAUCCUUCACGAUUCAAAAGGUUAUUUCAGCACAACUAUGACGAAACGUGUACUUGGUACCAUUAAACACAAAAUGGGAGGGAUAGACGCCAAUGGCAGCAACACUAAUUGCCACGUCUGUAAAGAGCCAUUCAUGGAAGAGGGUGAAGAUGUCGUAUGGAAGGAGUGUAAGGCUCACAUCAUGCAUACUGAGUGCUUUCAGGUAGAGGUGCUGGAAGGUAGAAAUCCACUCUGGGGGUACUGUAGUUGUGUGGCAUGA